GCGACAUUUCAUUUUGAAUUAUUGGAAAUCCCGCUCCUCCUCCCAUUUUAAAUUCCUCUCCUCAAAAAUCCGUUGGCAAACCCAUAUCAACUCGAUCUUCUUCUCACUGGAUCUCCGGACAGGGAAAUAGUUUCAGAGCCGGCGACAGAUUCCGACAGAGAAAUUCUGAGCCCUAAGAAAUGGCGACAAAAAUUGGGAUGAUGGAUUCGGCUUAUUUUGUUGGAAGAUCGGAGAUCCUCUCCUGGAUCAACUCCACUCUUCAUCUUAAUCUUUCCAAAGUCGAGGAGGCAUGCUCAGGUGCGGUUCAUUGUCAAUUGAUGGAUGCAGCUUACCCAGGGAUGGUGCCGAUGCACAAGGUCAACUUCGACGCGAAGAGCGAGUACGAAAUGAUUCAGAAUUUUAAGGUCCUCCAAGAUGUCUUCAACAAACUAAAGAUCACUAAGCAUAUCGAGGUGAGUAAGCUUGUGAAAGGAAGGCCCCUUGAUAAUCUGGAGUUCAUGCAGUGGAUGAAACGUUAUUGUGAUUCCGUUAAUGGAGGCGUUUUGCAGUCUUACAAUGCUUUGGAAAGGAGAGAAACUUCCAAAGGAGGAAAGGAGGCAAGCAAAAAAGGCAACACAUCACAUUCUUCUGCGAAAGGUUCAGCAGCAGCAUCCAGGCCUCAGGUCUCUCAGAAUGCUCGGAAAAAUGAAGCAUCAGCUAACUCAGGAAAUCAGGCAGCACAUGUUUCUAAACCUCCAUCUCAUGGGAUAACUGCGUAUGAUGAACAGAUCACGACGUUGAAGCUGUCAAUCGACAGCCUCGAGAAAGAGAGGGAUUUCUACUUUGCUAAGCUAAGGGAUAUUGAGAUACUCUGCCAGAGUCCAGAGAUUGAAAAUUUGCCCGUAGUUGGAGCUGUAAGGAAGAUACUGUAUGCUGUAGAUGAUGAUGCCUCAGUGGUAGCAGAAGCUCAAGUUAUGUUGUCCGCUCACCAGAAGGAAACAAUAAGCCACUCAAGUCCAAUCUCUGAAGUGCCUUCUGAUGAGAAGCUAAGCUUAGAUACCCAGAAGAGAAAAAAUAUUAUCAAUCUUGAUGUAGAUGUUGCUGGCAUAACAACUUUGUCUCCCAGGCAAAGGGUGACCGAUGCUUCUGACGUUCAUUGCAGUGGGUCACCUCUUAUGACCUACUAACAAGAGAACACUCCUUAUUUUAGCAGUACAAUUCAAUUGCUAGGAUUGUCAAGUUUUUUGUCUCAAGAGUAGUUUUUCAGAUUUUCAUGAAGUUGUUCUUUAUGUAGACUUUUACUGAAGACCCUUCGGAUAUAAUAUACUCGGGAUGUUUUGUUCAUGGCCAA
Molecule: messenger RNA, 1330 nt
Organism: Cucurbita pepo subsp. pepo (vegetable marrow)
Lineage: Eukaryota; Viridiplantae; Streptophyta; Magnoliopsida; Cucurbitales; Cucurbitaceae
Product: microtubule-associated protein RP/EB family member 1C
Molecular function (GO): microtubule binding
Source: RefSeq, a predicted model, not a curated record